AUGAAAAUUGAUUAUCGCACUCGUUUAACAGCAAUGUUGGAUGUGACACGCUUUCUAUUGAAGCAAGGGUUACCUUUUCGAGGACACGAUGAGUCAACUAGUUCUUCAAAUAGAGGUAAUUUUCUUGAGUUGCUUGAAUGGUAUAGUCAACGAAAUGAAGAGGUUUCUAAAGUUAUAAAACAAAAUGCUCUUGGAAACAAUCAAUUGACUUUCCUAAAAAUUCAAAAGGAUUUAACACGUGCUUGUGCUUUAGAGAUCACACUUGCUAUAAUCAAUGAUAUUGGAGAUAAAUUCUUUUCUUUGAUGGUUGAUGAGGCUUGGGACAGUUCAGUGAAGGAGCAUAUGGGAGUUGUUUUGAGAUAUGUGAAUAAAGAAGGAUGUGUGAUUGAACGAUUUCUUGCGGUUGUGCAUGUGCCUGACACUAGUUCUAAUUCUUUGAAAAUGGCUAUUGAUGCUUUAUUUGUGCAACAUGGUUUAUCAUUAUCUAGAUUGAGAGGCCAAGGAUAUGAUGGAGCUUCAAAUAUGCGUGGCGAGUUUAAUAGAUUGAAAUCCCUGAUACUACAAGAAAAUCCAUUUGCAAUGUAUGUUCGUUGUUUCUCUCAUCAGCUUCAAUUAGUUCUUGUUGUUGUUGCCCAUGACAAUUUUACUAAAUUGGUUGAGACUGAAAAAUAUUUGGUGUUCCCAUUGGUUUAUCAUAUGAUAGAGUUGGCAUUAGUUUUACCAGUUGCAACUACUUCGGUUGAACGAGUUUUUUCUGCAAUGAAGACUAUGAAGACUGAUUUACGCAAUAGAAUGGGAGAUGAAUGGAUGAAUGACAGUCUAGUUGUUAUGGAGAUUCAGUCGAGUAUUAAGCGGGACAAGGGAAAGGCUCUCAAGUUCUAG
Molecule: messenger RNA, 882 nt
Organism: Zingiber officinale
Lineage: Eukaryota; Viridiplantae; Streptophyta; Magnoliopsida; Zingiberales; Zingiberaceae
Product: zinc finger MYM-type protein 1-like
Exons: 3
Coding region: 1-882 (293 amino acids)
Molecular function (GO): protein dimerization activity
Source: RefSeq, a predicted model, not a curated record